AUGCAUAAUCAGUGUAUCCCCGACGUCGGUCGACAUUUUCUACCGCACACAAAUUUGUCUCUGUUUCAAACAACUGGACAUCCAUCCGCAUUCCACUCAAUUGCAGCAUUGUUUUGCUUUUUUGGCUCUGCGGUUACAUUACAGCCCUCAGUUAUACUCGAGGUACCUGCUUUUCACAUUAUACGUUUUUACAUACUCGCCAUGAAGCUUUAUCCGUCCAUCACCGAGGAGCUCGCCGAGUGGGUGCAGCGGCAACCCGUCUUCUUCACCGGCUCGGCGCCAACCCUUGGCUCCCACAUCAAUGUCUCGCCCAAGGGUCUGGCCGACUCUCACUUUGCCAUCUUGGGGCCGAACCAGUGUGCCUACAUCGAUCGCACCGGCUCGGGGUGCGAGACGAUUGCGCACUCAUAUGACAAUGGUCGGCUCUGCCUGAUGUUUAUGAGUUUCGGCGCGGCCCCUCGGAUUCUGCGAUUCUUUUGUCGGUCCAGAGUCGUCGAAUGGGACGAGCCGGCCUUUGCCGAUCUCGUCCGCCGCAUCUCCCAAGGGAAGCGGUCAGCAUUCGAUGGCGCCAGGGCCGUGAUUGUGGCGGACGUGUUUGAAGUUCAGACGAGCUGCGGCUUUGGUGUGCCCCGGGUCAAGAGGGCCAUCUACGAUCGCGACUCGACAUCUGAGCAACCUGUAGAGCAGGUGCUUCCAGAGGGUGUCGACGGCAAAGUGGACGAACUGGUCGUGUUUGAAGAGCGGCCCACUAUGGAUGCUUGGCUCAAGAAGAGAGUCGACAGCAAUACGCUUCAAGAGUACCACAACGAGACCAACGUGCUGAGCAUGGACGGUCUGCCAGGACUCAAGGCUGCUCGUCGAGGCGUGGGAGAGAGGUUGUGGUGGACAGACGCGAAGGCGCACGCGAAGAGGGUUCUCGCCCAGGGUGAAGCGAUUGCGGUUGGGUUCAUUGUUGCUGUGUUGUUGUACGUUGUCAUGAAUGUUGUGGGAGCGAAGACUCUUGGUCAGUUUUGA
Molecule: messenger RNA, 1014 nt
Organism: Fusarium falciforme
Lineage: Eukaryota; Fungi; Ascomycota; Sordariomycetes; Hypocreales; Nectriaceae
Exons: 1
Coding region: 1-1014 (337 amino acids)
Source: RefSeq, a predicted model, not a curated record